AUGCUGGGUAUUUCGCCGAGCACAAAGAAAAAUCCAAACGUUAAUUCUAAGCAGAGGAUGGGAGAAGCACCUAAAUAUUAUGGAAAAAGACGUAGCUUAGUGCGGCGCAUAGGUUCGUUUUUGCCGCUGAAGCCACCUCCAAAAAUUUAUGUAAGGCAGCAGACUAUCUGGAAGCAAACCCGACUUACUAGAACCAAUAAGUUUCGGCUCAGAAGUAAGACUCCUAGCAUUGGAGCAGGAACUCCAGGAAUUGAGGUCACAAGUAUCGAAAAUAGUUAAAACGACCAGCCAGCGCGAGCAUUAUUCAUCGUUAGCGUCGUUAUCAAAUGGAAACUCGAGUAUAGGGCUAAGACCUCCUCCUCCCCCGCCGCCCUUGCCACCUCCGACGACUCCGCACAUCGCGAGACGAGCUAGUCUCCAGGAUUACAAAACCGAGGAACGUAAGAAGCCUUUGUUGACCCAGAAGUCUAUGGCUGAUAUGAUCAAAGAUAUUGAUAAAGUUAAAUUGAAACCCAUUGAAAGGUCACCCGGUGGACGUCCAGUUCGAAUUAAACGAGAAAACAGUCCCUGUAACGACUUGCAAGAAAUCCUUCGCCGUAGAUACGACGCCAUGAAGUCUCCAGACAGUAGAAAUUCAUCAGUAUUGAACGUCGAUGAAUCCUUUUAA
Cotesia congregata is the source of this 667-nucleotide messenger RNA. The record is from the annotation of a GenBank genome assembly. NCBI's taxonomy places the organism in Eukaryota, Metazoa, Arthropoda, Insecta, Hymenoptera, Braconidae.